AUGGCUGCCCAGUCUGCGGUCCCACUGGAGGAAAUCACCUGGCGCUCUCCUCUCCAUGUGCAGACGAUGGGUGGCUUCCUUCAUUCAAACAACAUCCUCUUCUACUUCGCCGAAUCGCCCUUCUUCGACCAGACGUCAAACAACGCCUCCCUUGCCAUCCAAGCGAAUUAUAAUGAGAAUUUCCGCCCUUUCAUUGAGACACGCGAGGCCUUUGAGGGCCGGUUGAAAACCAUGCAGGGUCUGGAGUUCAUGGUCGUGCAUGACCCACUGCAGGAGGCGGCGGCGGCCGCCGCGGUGGGUGGGAAACAACAGCGAAAGCAGCAGGAGUUGUCCAAUAUUUGGGUGAUUCGGAAACAGAUGCGGAAGAAGCGGACGGGGGUGGGAUCGGGAGCUGCAGGCGGUGAUGAUGAGAUUCAAGUGCUCGCGACAUACUUUGUUGUGGGGGAUUCGGUGUUUAUGGCACCGUCGGUGUUGAGGGUUGUGGGGAGUCGGAUGCUCUCUGCGGUAACGUCUCUAACAAGAGCCCUUUCUGUCGCAUCCCCAUUGCCCACCUUCUCCCCUUCAUACGGCCACACGUACAUGCCCCCCGUCCCCAAAUCCCUCGAAGCAUCACGCCCGGGCGUACAGCAAUCCGGCCAACAGAGUGUUGGCGAUGCUCCCAUGCCCGAUGCAUCCUCACAAUCCAAGGGCGGAAGCGUCCUAUCAGCAACCGGAACAACACAACAACCAACAGCCUCGACAUCCCCGCUAGCUUCAUCAUCAACAACAACACAAGACUCCCGCAGCCUCGUUGAAGCGUUCAACCUCCUCUCCCGCUACGGCGAUGAAUACAUGGACGACGCACCCUUACUUGGUGAGCCAGGCUCCUUCAUCAUCGGAAAGACAUCCACAGAGCCGCUGGUAGUGGGGAUGCGCCAGCCUAUGAGUAGCAAGGUAUCCAAGGCUCCCACUCCCGCCCCAUCUGCUGGUGCGGGGCCCGGUGCGAGUAAACCGGGGACACCAGCAGCAACAGGAGGAGCAGCAGCGCCGCCUGCUAUCAAAACUGAUGCGGCUACCCUUGGGGCAGGGAAGGCGGGAAGAGGAGGGGAGAAGAGUCCUACUACUCCCGGGGGAGGGAAGGAGAGGGUUAAGCGGAGGAAGAGUAAGGUAUCGUCUGCUACGGUGGCGUCGUUGGCUGCAGGAUCGAGUGCGGGUGGCUCUUGA
Molecule: messenger RNA, 1203 nt
Organism: Blastomyces dermatitidis ER-3
Lineage: Eukaryota; Fungi; Ascomycota; Eurotiomycetes; Onygenales; Ajellomycetaceae
Product: RNA polymerase II transcription mediator complex subunit
Exons: 3
Coding region: 1-1203 (400 amino acids)
Biological process (GO): regulation of transcription by RNA polymerase II
Cellular component (GO): mediator complex; core mediator complex
Molecular function (GO): transcription coactivator activity
Source: RefSeq, a predicted model, not a curated record